AUGUGUCCAAGACUGGGAUUGAAUGAGUUCAACAGAAGCAAACUGAACAAGAGAGUUUCUUUUUCAAGAUCAUCAGGAGUCAAGUGGAAUUCGUACCUUCCUAAAUGUGUCAUAAAUCGAGUUUCAACGAUUUGUCGAUUUAUUUUAGAUAAUGCCCAUUGCCAUCAUAAUGAUUGCCUCGGCAAUAAUAUUAUCUGA
Clunio marinus is the source of this 198-nucleotide messenger RNA. The record is from the annotation of a GenBank genome assembly. NCBI's taxonomy places the organism in Eukaryota, Metazoa, Arthropoda, Insecta, Diptera, Chironomidae.